Messenger RNA from Porites lobata, 3159 nucleotides. Lineage: Eukaryota; Metazoa; Cnidaria; Anthozoa; Scleractinia; Poritidae. The record is from the annotation of a GenBank genome assembly.
ACAUUAAAACAAACCACAACGUCACCUUCUGAAACGACUAAGCCCCCAAGCACCACAGCGUCGCCAGAUACUACAACAUCAUCUGUCCAAACGACAGGUAGAGAUACCAACCUAAAUUGAUCCGGCUCUAUUUCCGCCGCUCUCCCCUCGGUUCAGGGGAGGGCGCGGUCUCAUUUACCGAACAGCGGCUAGUAAUGGAGCCUACUAAAUUACUUUAAUCGUCACGAGUUUCUCAAGCGAGGAAUUCACGCAUUAAUAGGAAAGCUCGAAAACAGAUGUUUUUGUUGGUUUCCGUCGGCCAUAUUUGUGCCCUUCGAAGGGACACCAAGAUGGCGUCUCCAUUUCCGAAUAUCUGGCAUAUGAAAUACCGCACAGACCUGCUUCUUGGCCAGGAUUUUUGCAUAUUUAUCUUCUUUCAUUCCCCGAUUCUGGACUUUCUGCAUUAAAUAGUUUGCAUUUUUAUUUUUUGGCAAUAGUCCCUGCAUGAGCAUUGAUAUUAGGAGCUGUCAGAACAGUAAGUGAUGAAUCUCUAAAAGACUCUGUACGACAACGACUGUCGUCUUAAGACUAUAUUUUUCCUCAGAUUAUUUUCAGAGUCUGUUUCUGCCAUAAGGAGACUGUGGUUGGGUGGCCUCUUCAAUCUAAUGAGAUUCAAUGGCGGAGACGUGGCAUUUGAAACUUAGACGAUCGUGUCUCCGUCCACAGCACUAUCAUGAAACCACACAAAUAAAGUGUUAUUUUCAAGUAGAUUAUUUAUCGAGAAAUUAAUCAUAAUUGACAAAUGAUAACAGGUGAAUUAGCUUUUAUUUUUCCUCCACAGCACCCCCAGCAACUUCAUCAACAGUCCCACCAACUUGCGAUUCACUGCGACCAGGUAUCGAAUAUGUUAAAAAUAGGUAACUCUGCCACCGUAUACUCCUAUCUACAAUGAUGCACAACUAAACUGUUUCUGUGUUUCUCAUCAAAUUAGUUAAUGGAGUACCGAUGUCUUGGGGAGCCUGGUCAGCCUGUAGUGAGACGUGUGGUAACGGUACGAGAAGCCGUAAACGUGAGUGUACCACUCCCAUUCCAGCUGGCAGUGAAGAAGCUUGUUAUGGUGGCGAAAUCUGCACAGAAACUUGUUUUAUCCGUCAUUGUCCAAGUAAGUCUAAUUUCCUUGCUUUUAUGAUAUAUGUAGUAGAAAACGUCAUAUAACUUAAAAGAGUAUUUCUAUCAGAACAAAUGAAAAGUGAAGAAAGUAAAAACCCAAAGUCGUGCCUGAGUUUGUUUGAUUCAACCGUGCGAAAGUCAGUGUCGGACUGUGAUGGGAAGCUGAAAUCAUACGUAGGGUUUGUUGAUAUUUAAGGACGUAAGAAACUGUUUCACACCUAGUCAUUAUGACACUUUGGUUAUUGCAAUCCAUCCAAAAAGUACGGAAAUCUUAUUUUUUGUACGUUGUUAUUUCAUUGUCUCUAGUUCCCGGCAAUUGGUCUACCUGGAGCGAUUGGUCUUCUUGCAGUGAAACAUGUGGCUAUGGUACAAGGGUUCGUACACGUUCCUGUAACAAUCCCGCACCAGCCCACGGUGGAGCCACUUGCCAAGGUGACACAAUCAAUACAGAUGCCUGUUUUGUUCGCCCGUGUCCAAGUAAGUUGAUUUUUAACUACCAAUUGUUUCGAAAACAAUGUAUAGAGGAGUUAAUCCCGGAUUCGCGUCCCGCUCUGGCCACUCGAUGGAUUUGCUCUUGCUCGUUCCUAGUUCAAAACCUCGGCCAUGCUUGUGUUCUCGGUUUUCACCUGAUGUCACCAAUAUUCAGACUAAGAAACUAUCGACUCUUCUGAGUUUCUACUUUCAUGACGUAUUACAACAUUUAAACACCUUAAUUCAAUCAAAUAUUCGAAUCGAAAGGGUUCAUUGUUUUCCGAAAGAGGACGCUUUAAUUUCCAGGUCCUUUGCGUGAGGCGGCAUUAAUCUCGCGGCCGGGAAAGCUCUUAUGGGGGUUUAUAACAACGUUACCGAUUUUUUGAGAUUUUGCUGUCUGAACAUUCCUUGUCUCCGAAUAAAUAUUACUUUAAUCUUUAUGAGAACCUAACCGUUUGGAAACCAUUUCUGGUGGUUAACCUCACCAAUACUCAACUAACCGAGCUUUUUUUUAUUCAUUUUAGCGACAUCACCACCUACUACGACAUUACCACAAACCACACCGUCACCUUCUGAAACGACUAAGCCCCCAAGCACCACAGCGUCGCCAGAUACUACAACAUCAUCUGUCCAAACGACAGGUAGAGAUACUAACCUAAAUUGAUCCGGCUCUGUUUCUGCCGCUCUCCGCUCGGUUCAGGGGAGGGCGCGGUCUCAAUUACCGAACAGCGGCUACUAAUGAAACCUACUAAAUUACUUUAAUCGUCAUGAGUUUCUCAAGCGAUGAAUUCACGCAUUAGUAGGAAAGCUCGAAAACAGAUGUUUUUGUUGGUUUCCGGCGGCCAUAUUUGUGCCCUCGAACGGACACCAACAUCACGUCUCCAUUUCCGAAUAUCUGGCAUAUGAAAUACCGCAAAGACCUGCUUCUUGGCCAGGAUUUUUGCAUAUUUAUCUUCUUUCAUUCCCCGAUUCUGGAAUUUCUGCAUUAAAUAGUUUGCAUUUUUAUUUUUGUUGACGUGACAGAAAACAGAAAAUAGGCCGCGACUGGUUGCUUCCUGCCAGUUGGGGUUUUUAAUCCUGUUACGUUGUAUUUGAAUUAUUUCUAAGUGUUUGAGUGGAAUGCCUGUUAACUAGUUGGAUAAGCUAAGUUUACUUUCCACUAUAAUCAAACCUUAAAACCGUUUUUAAACCUUUUAAACUUAUCCUUCUCCAUCAUUGCCAACACAUGCAGGAAACUAAUCUAUCUGGGGCAAGUUAAGAAGUAUUAUACAAUCUACAAAAAUGUACAAAAAAUACACCUUAAAGACUAGAAGAUGUCGCUUGCUCAUUCUUGUAACAUCUCCUUUUCUCUGAAGAUGACAAAAAGAACCUAAUCGUUUCGGAACCAUUUCUGGUGGUUAACCCCACCAAUACUCAACUAACCGAGCUUUUUUCUUCAUUUUAGCGACAUCACCACCUACUACGACAUUACCACAAACCACAACGUCACCUUCUGAAACGACUAAGUCCCCAAGCACCACACCGUCGCCAGAUAGUACA